Molecule: messenger RNA, 810 nt
Organism: Haliotis rubra (blacklip abalone)
Lineage: Eukaryota; Metazoa; Mollusca; Gastropoda; Lepetellida; Haliotidae
Product: U1 small nuclear ribonucleoprotein C-like
Exons: 3
Coding region: 324-689 (121 amino acids)
Source: RefSeq, a predicted model, not a curated record
UCCAUUAAGAUAUACGCUCCUGACCUGAGCAAUACUGGUCCAAGUUAUCCUGCUCUCAAACAGCUGUGGCCUCAAGCACACACCCUGCAUCAGACCGCGACGUCAUCCUAGCGAGCCAAACAACUACAUUGUGUAACAAGGAAGUUGACCCAGUAUGUAUUACAUAGCGACUUGAUGACUACAAUAGAGGGCCGCCAUAACCGGUAUCCCCUGCACCGUCUUGGCUAGACCUACCCGGUCCCGUUCAGAGACCAAGAUAAAGACAAGAUAAGCGAGACACAUUGUUUCCAACUCAAGCCCCAAUUGAGCAGUGACCCGUUACCAUGGUGAUCGCCACCCUCAUCUGUUGCUGUCUCCGUGAAAUGGCGAGGGAGGAAGAGAGGGAGAGGAGGCAGCGAGCUGUUGUAGUGGUGCGAGAGCAACGGAUUGAUCGAGCUGGCUUGGUCCAACAUGAGGUGAUGCCUGACAGAUCCUACCCUGGGCGAGCAAUGGCCGCAAGACCUCCCCCAGGCAACCGGAUCCCUCCACGAUCCAUGCCACCACCUUACACACCAAACCAGUUCCGACCCCCACCCGGUGCCCAAGGCAUGCCGCCCCCUUACACUGCAAACUCGACCCAACCCCCAGCCGGUGCACGACACCCUCAGUACCCGAUGCGUGAACCACAGAACCAAGCGAUGAGGCUCUGAAGAAGGAAUAGCCAUUUAACAUGGUCUCGUGUGUUCAGUAACGUUUCUUCUGGACUGACUUUUCCAUGACAGAGUACGACUUUCUAUUUGUCAAAUUGGGGUUCCUGUGGAGACAACCGGG